Phoenix dactylifera (date palm) is the source of this 5790-nucleotide messenger RNA. The record is from RefSeq and is a predicted model, not a curated record. Lineage: Eukaryota; Viridiplantae; Streptophyta; Magnoliopsida; Arecales; Arecaceae.
AUGGAGGAUGAUAGGAGGCCACCGUCCCCAGAUCCUAGCUACCGCUCCGAGUCCCCGGAUACACCACGCUCUGGGGCAGGUAGCGCGGAUCUAGCUGGAAUGUACCAGCUGAUAGUGCAGCUCCUCCAGCAGCAGCAGCAGAUACAGCUAGCUACCCUACAACCAACCAGCUCUUAUUAUGAGAGGUUCCGACAACUGAACCCACCAGUAUUUGAUGGCGGACCGGACCCGAUAGCGGCCGAGACAUGGAUUCGGGAUAUGGAGAAGAUGUUCCAAGCACUCCAGUUCCCCGAAGAAACGAAGGUCCGAUUAGCCAUCCCCCAGCUGAAGGGGAGCGCCGAGUUUUGGUGGACGACCAUGGAGACCGCAUACCCCGCCAGCAGGAUUACUUGGAGGGACUUCACGAGGCUGUUCUAUGCAGAGUAUUUCCCGGACUCGGUGAACCAGAUGAAACAAGAUGAGUUUUUGACACUGAUGCAGUCCGAGCAUAUGUCUGUCCUGCAGUAUGCCAGCAAAUUCAACGAACUGGGCCGGUUCUGCCCCCAGUUCAUGGAAAAUGAAAGGAGUAAGGCAAGCCGGUUUGAGCGAGGGCUGAGGUACAGGAUCAGAUCUCGGAUAUCUUCUCACCUAUUCACCUGCUACAGAGACGUGCUGGACCGGGCCUUGAAGGUUGAGGCCGACUUGAUGAGGCCUGACUUAGAAAGAGGUGAUCUGACGAAGGCCAGGUCAGCAGGAGGACAGAGCAGUAGGCCCAAGGGCAUCAAGGGGUCUAUGAUUAAAAAGAGGCAGAACCGAGGUUGCCCUAGCUGCGGCAAGCAUCACAGUGGGCCCUGUCUGAAGAAAAUUGGGGCCUGUUUUACAUGCGGCCAGCUCGGACAUAUGGCACGUGAUUGCCCAAAGAGGGCACCCAGACUUCCUGCAACUGAGGGCCAGAAGCCAACGAACACCCCCCGAGUAUUCGCACUGACUCGCCAGGACGCUAGUGCGAGCGAUCAAGUGGUGACAGAUAUGGAGGAUGAUAGGAGGCCACCGUCCCCAGAUCCUAGCUACCGCUCCGAGUCCCCGGAUACACCACGCUCUGGGGCAGGUAGCGCGGAUCUAGCUGGAAUGUACCAGCUGAUAGUGCAGCUCCUCCAGCAGCAGCAGCAGAUACAGCUAGCUACCCUACAACCAACCAGCUCUUAUUAUGAGAGGUUCCGACGACUGAACCCACCAGUAUUUGAUGGCGGACCGGACCCGAUAGCGGCCGAGACAUGGAUUCGGGAUAUGGAGAAGAUGUUCCAAGCACUCCAGUUCCCCGAAGAAACGAAGGUCCGAUUAGCCAUCCCCCAGCUGAAGGGGAGCGCCGAGUUUUGGUGGACGACCAUGGAGACCGCAUACCCCGCCAGCAGGAUUACUUGGAGGGACUUCACGAGGCUGUUCUAUGCAGAGUAUUUCCCGGACUCGGUGAACCAGAUGAAACAAGAUGAGUUUUUGACACUGACGCAGUCCGAGCAUAUGUCUGUCCUGCAGUAUGCCAGCAAAUUCAACGAACUGGGCCGGUUCUGCCCCCAGUUCAUGGAAAAUGAAAGGAGUAAGGCAAGCCGGUUUGAGCGAGGGCUGAGGUACAGGAUCAGAUCUCGGAUAUCUUCUCACCUAUUCACCUGCUACAGAGACGUGCUGGACCGGGCCUUGAAGGUUGAGGCCGACUUGAUGAGGCCUGACUUAGAAAGAGGUGAUCUGACGAAGGCCAGGUCAGCAGGAGGACAGAGCAGUAGGCCCAAGGGCAUCAAGGGGUCUAUGAUUAAAAAGAGGCAGAACCGAGGUUGCCCUAGCUGCGGCAAGCAUCACAGUGGGCCCUCUCUGAAGAAAAUUGGGGCCUGUUUUACAUGCGGCCAGCUCGGACAUAUGGCACGUGAUUGCCCAAAGAGGGCACCCAGACUUCCUGCAACUGAGGGCCAGAAGCCAACGAACACCCCCCGAGUAUUCGCACUGACUCGCCAGGACGCUAGUGCGAGCGACCAAGUGGUGACAGGUACACUGCCAGUUAAUUUGAUUGAUGCCUCUAUUCUAUUUGAUUCUGGUUCCACACAUUCCUUCGUGUCAGUUAGUUUUUCCAAACAGUUGCACUGCACAUCUGAGAAAAUAGAACCAUUGCAUGUUGCCACACCCCUUCAAGAGACAGUGAUAGUUGAUACUAAAUACAAGAACUGCAUAAUUCAUUUGGGAGGAAAAGAAUUAGAAGCAAAUCUUCUACAGCUGGACAUGCAUGAUUUUGACAUCAUCUUGGGAAUGGACUGGAUGUCCCAGUAUCAUGCCCACAUUGAUUGUUACCAUAAGAAAGUGGUAUUCCGAAUGCCAGGAGAACCAGAAUUCUUCUUUCAGAAUGACGAUACGCCCCCUCAAUGUAAGCCGACACUGCAUUUCAUUUCUUCCUUGCGAGCCAUUAAAGCACUCAGAAAGGGGUGCACGGCUUACCUGGCAUGUGUCACGGAUACCCAAAAGGAAAUCAAACUAGAAGAUAUUCCGAUAGUCAAAGAAUAUCCGGAUGUUUUUCCUGAAGAGCUACCGGGAUUACCCCCUGAUCGAGAGGUCGAAUUUACUAUAGACCUCACCCCUAGAGCAGGACCUAUCUCCAAGGCUCCUUAUCGAAUGGCCCCUGCUGAGCUCAGAGAAUUAAAGACACAAUUACAAGAGCUUUUGGAUAAAAAGUUCAUUCAACCCAGUGUGUCUCCAUGGGGAGCUCCAGUACUGUUUGUAAAAAAGAAGGAUGGGAGCAUGCGGCUGUGCAUCGAUUACCGGGAACUGAACAAGAUAACUAUAAAGAACAAAUAUCCUCUGCCCCGGAUCGACGACCUGUUUGACCAGCUGCAAGGUGCCCAAGUCUUCUCCAAGAUAGAUUUGCGGUCCGGUUACCAUCAGUUAAAAAUCAAGCCGGAUGACGUGCCAAAGACUGCAUUCCGAACCAGGUAUGGGCAUUACGAAUUUCUGGUUAUGCCAUUCGGACUGUCCAAUGCUCCAGCUGCUUUUAUGGACUUAAUGAACAGAGUCUUCAAGCAGAAUUUAGAUCAGUUUGUGAUAGUCUUUAUUGAUGAUAUACUGAUUUACUCAAGGAGCAGGGAAGAGCACGAAGUUCAUUUAAGAAUGGUACUACAGACCCUUCAGAAGAAAAAGUUAUAUGCCAAGCUGAGCAAAUGCGAAUUCUGGUUGAGCAGCGUGGCAUUCCUCGGUCACGUGAUCUCCGGGGAUGGGGUGUCAGUAGACCCUAAGAAAAUAGAAGCGGUGGUAGAUUGGCCUCAUCCCACCAAUUUCAAAGAAAUUAGAAGCUUUUUGGGACUGGCCGGGUAUUACUGACGGUUUGUGGAAGGAUUUUCCAAAAUAGCCACUCCCUUGACCCGAUUAACCAAAAAACGGGCCAAGUUUAUCUGGGACAGCAGUUGUGAGAAGAGCUUCCAGGAGUUAAAACAGAGGUUAGUGUCUGCUCCAAUUUUAACUCUGCCAUCCACAAAUGGAGAAUUUACUAUUUAUAGUGAUGCUUCCAAAACCGGGCUAGGCUGUGUAUUAAUGCAAAAUGGCAAGGUAGUAGCCUAUGCCUCUAGACAGCUAAAGCCCUAUGAGCAGAAUUAUCCAACCCACGACCUGGAGUUAGCUGCAGUGGUCUUUGCCCUGAAAAUCUGGAGGCACUACCUUCAUGGAGAGCAUUGUGAAGUGUACACUGACCAUAAGAGUUUAAAGUACAUAUUCACUCAGAAAGAAUUGAAUAUGCGACAAAGAAGAUGGUUGGAACUCCUGAAAGACUAUGAUUUGGAUAUCAAGUAUCAUCCAGGCAAAGCUAAUGUGGUGGCUGACGCUCUAAGCAGAAAGUCAGCAGUAAGUUCAUCUGCACUACUCACCACCCAGCCACAGGUUCAGAAGGAUCUUGAUAAGCUGCAGGUUGAAGUAAUUGUACAACCUACAAAAAGUCUGCUGGCCACUCUAAGGAUACAACCGACACUGAUCGACAGAAUAAAGAUCGCUCAGCAGUCUGACGCACGCACAGGUCAACUCAAGGAUGAAGUGGAAAAAGGGUUACGACCCGAGCUCCAGAUUCACUCAGAUGGUACCCUGAGGUUCGGUCAUCGAUUGUAUGUCCCAGCUGACGUGGAAUUAAAGAAAGAAAUUCUAGGAGAAGCCCACCAAUCCCGCUUCUCCGUUCACCCCGGCAGUACCAAGAUGUACAGGGACCUCCGAGAGCAUUACUGGUGGAAGGGUAUGAAAAGAGAAAUAGCUGAGUAUGUUGCCCGAUGCAUGACCUGUCAGCUGAUAAAAGCAGAACACCAGAGGCCGGCAGGGUUACUAGAGCCAUUGGAGAUUCCAGAAUGGAAAUGGGAGCAUAUCACUAUGGACUUUGUUACAGGGCUUCCAAGAACAGUAAAAAGGAAUGACGCAGUGUGGGUGAUUGUCGACCGCCUCACAAAGUCAGCUCACUUCCUACCCUUUAGGGUUGGAACCUCAUUGGACAGGCUGGCCCAAGUGUACAUUAAUGAAAUUGUGCGCCUACAUGGAGUGCCAGUGGGCAUCGUUUCUGAUCGCGACCCCCGAUUCGUAUCCAGAUUCUGGGGAAGCUUUCAGAAGGCCAUGGGUACCGAAUUGAGGCUCAGUACCGCAUACCACCCCCAGACCGACGGUCAGUCAGAGCGAACAAUACAGACCCUGGAAGACAUGUUAAGAGCUUGUACCAUGGACCUAGGUGGAGGCUGGGACGACCACAUACCUCUGGUAGAGUUUGCCUACAACAACAGUUACCAUUCCAGCAUCCAAAUGGCACCAUAUGAAGCUCUAUAUGGAAGGAAAUGCCGAUCUCCUCUGCAUUGGGAUGAGGUCGGAGAGCAAAAACUACUCGGUCCUGAAUUGGUCCAGAGUGCUAGAGAUAAGGUACUGCUAAUAACGCGGAGACUACAAGCCGCUCAGGACAGACAGAAUCGAUGGGCUGAUAAAGACAGGAGAGAAUUGGAAUUUUUGGAGGGGAACUUUGUCUUCCUAAAAAUUUCUCCGUCAAGGGGUGUUACCCGAUUUGGGCGGCACGGUAAACUGAAUCCCCGCUACAUCGGCCCAUUCGAGGUUCUCGCUAAAGUGGGCAAGGUCGCCUACAAGCUGGCCCUACCUCCAGAGUUAUCAGGAGUACACGACGUCUUUCACGUCUCCCUCCUACGCAGGUACAUCCCAGAUCCCAGCCAUGUAUUACAGUAUGAACCCUUGCAGAUAAAUGAAGACCUGACCUAUGAGGAAGCUCCUCUGCGCAUCGUCGAUAAGAAGGAGCAAAUUCUUCGGAGGCGUACCAUCCCUUAUGUCAAAGUUCAGUGGGCCAACCACACUGAACGGGAAGCUAUCUGGGAACUUGAAGAGGAGAUGCGCCAAAGUUACCCCCAGCUCUUCGAAGAUAGAGAUAUGAGAUGGCUUCUUCUCCAACUGCUGAACUCUGCGAUGCAAACCCAUCCCUUCUGUCGAAGGGGGAGCUGCGAGUUCUUCCCCGUAGUCACCCUCAAGUUGGAAGGGAGAUGUGCCUUACUUGGAGGGAACCUGGGAUUGUUGGCCCACAACAUGGGCUGGGCUGGUAUCAUUGUGAACGGUUGCAUCAGAGACGUUGAUGAAAUCAAUGGCUGCGACAUUGGAGUUGGAGCCUUGGGGUCCAACUUCAUGAAAUCAAACAAGAAAGGUAUUGGUGAGAAGCACGCGCCGGCCAACAUUGGAGGUCUGAUGGUCCAAGAAGGAGAGUGGCAAUAUGCUGAUAGUGAUGGUAUCCUCAUCUCCAAGAUGGAGUCAUCCAUCUGA